Messenger RNA from Folsomia candida, 1314 nucleotides. RefSeq names its product E3 ubiquitin-protein ligase sina. Bases 142 to 951 code for a protein of 269 amino acids. NCBI's taxonomy places the organism in Eukaryota, Metazoa, Arthropoda, Collembola, Entomobryomorpha, Isotomidae. The record is from RefSeq and is a predicted model, not a curated record. Gene Ontology annotation, biological process: multicellular organism development; proteasome-mediated ubiquitin-dependent protein catabolic process. Gene Ontology annotation, cellular component: cytoplasm. The transcript is spliced from 5 exons. Gene Ontology annotation, molecular function: ubiquitin protein ligase activity; ubiquitin conjugating enzyme binding.
UUCUGAGGCUUAGUUAUGUAUGAGUAGAGUCCUCGCAGUAGUAGCAAGAAAUACAUUCAUCCAGUCACCUCAAUUUCCAAAUUUUAAUCUAAAAAUUUAUUUUCGAGUUAUACAAUUAAAUACAUAAAUACUAAUUUUAAAAUGGCACAACCGCGUGCCCUCCGAGAUUUGGGGGACCUCAUGGAUUGCACGAUUUGUCUCGACGAGCCAGCCUCCCCAAUCCACAACUGCGCCAAUGGUCACAUCAUUUGCGGCAUUUGUGUCGACAAAGUCAGAAAAUGCGGCAUGUGUCAGACGGAUUUAAAUGUGUCGCCCUUCGCGGAACGGCUGUCCCGACAGUUCGAGUUUAAAUUGCCGUGCCGAAACCAAAACUCUGGCUGUAAUGAAGUCAUUGCUGCAUCAGAAAUGAAAAAUCAUUUCCAAAACCACUGCUACUUUCGCGACAUACUUUGCACCGAGUGGAAAACUGAACGUUGCAAAGAUGUAAAAGUGCCUCUUAAAGAGUACUCGAAACAUUUACAAGAGCGUCACAAAUGCCUAACACCACCAUCCCAAUGUUUCACGUUGAAAGUACCAACGGCGACAGAUCUAUUUGGUGAAGCCGGAUUGUCAAUUCCAACCGGAAUCUUGGACCAGGAUGGACACACGUUUCUGUUGCUGAGUCAGAUUACUCCGACGUUCGUCUACUUUUGGAUGACCGUUUUGGGCAGCAAGGAAACCGCAGAGAAGUUCAUGUUCGAGUUGAAAGUGUUUGCAACACUUGAAAGUGGGAAAAAGGUCGAGACCUUAUGGACGAUUCCGGUCGUUGCGUUUCACGAUCGACCGAAAUACCUGCAAGAUUCGACUUUCUAUGCGAUCGUCCCGGUUAGAACGGUGAAAGAGUUUGGAACCCUAAUCGAAAAAGGGAAAAUACGUCAAAUCCGAUUUAACACGUCGUACCGAAUUUUUUAGAACAUUUACAGACUUUUCUUGAUAUCUAAUUAUUGUAAAGUAUUGUAAGUUGGGAUAGGGAACUGGAUAUCCAUGAAACCUGAUCAGGCAAAUAAUUUGUAUGUUUGAGGGCUUAUACGUACGUACAUACAAUUACAUGCAAAGUUUUCUACUUAUCCAUUCUGCUUGGAUUUCGAGUGAGGUGGGGAGACGAGGAGGUUUCCUAUAAUUAGUGCUUAUCAUCAGAACUAUUACUUUACGAUUUGAUUGAUUAAAAAUCUUUCAACGGGCUCAAAUUAUCUAUUUGCAUGUAAAUAUGUGUAAUGAUAUGUCUUCAUAAUUCAGUGAUAUUUAACAGUAAAUAUUCACAUUAUUCAUUCAGAA